AUGGUAGCUUCAGCCGAGUCAGCUGCCCUGGAGGGCGCUCAGGCGCGUGGUGCCAGCAUCACCGACACCAUGCAGGCCCUGAAACGGGAGGGCCGAGUGGCAUUCAUCCCCUUCCUGGUGGCCUGCGACCCGGACCGGGACACCACGGUGGAGGCCAUCCGCCGGCUGGAUGCCCUGGGCGCCUCUGUCAUCGAGCUGGGGGUGCCCUAUUGCGACCCUGUGGCGGACGGACCCGUCAUCCAGGCCGCUGCCACGCGUGGCCUGGCCCACGGCACCACCCUGGACGACGUGCUGGGCCUGGUGGCCGAGGUGGCGCCCACCAUCAAGGCCCCCAUCCUGCUCUUCGUCUACUUCAACCCCAUCCUCACCCGGGGCCUGGAGAAGUUCUGCGCGCAGGCAAUUGCCGCGGGGGCCAAGGGCCUCCUGGUCCCCGACAUCCCCCUGGAGGAGGCGUCGGCCGUGGCCGACGUGGCGGCGGCGCACGGCCUGGAGCUUGUCCUGCUGACCACGCCCACGACCCCCCCCGAGCGCAUGCAGGCCAUCGCCCGUCGCUCCUCCGGCUUCGUCUACCUCGUGUCCAUCACCGGGGUCACGGGAGUCAAGGAGGCCAUGGAGGCGCGCGUGGAGGGCCUCAUCGCCGAGCUGCAGCGCCAGACCGACAAGCCCGUCGCGGUCGGCUUCGGCGUCUCCCGCCCCGACCAGGCGCGCCAGCUGGCGGGCUGGGGCGCGGAGGGCGUCAUCGUCGGCUCGGCCCUUGUGCGGGCGCUGGGCGAGGCCGCCAGCCCCGCAGAGGGCCUGGACGCCAUGGCCGAGCUGGCCGCCAGCCUGGUGCAGGCCAUCCAGAAGUGA
Molecule: messenger RNA, 849 nt
Organism: Auxenochlorella protothecoides
Lineage: Eukaryota; Viridiplantae; Chlorophyta; Trebouxiophyceae; Chlorellales; Chlorellaceae
Product: Tryptophan synthase alpha chain
Exons: 3
Coding region: 1-849 (282 amino acids)
Biological process (GO): L-tryptophan biosynthetic process
Cellular component (GO): chloroplast; cytosol
Molecular function (GO): tryptophan synthase activity
Source: RefSeq, a predicted model, not a curated record